AUGAGAAGUCAUUUGUCACAUCACCACCCAGAAAAGCUCCGAACACAACAACCUACUGUGAGGAAAAAGCCUAAGCCAGGCCAACUGACUCUGACAGAAGUAUUUGGAGCGCCACUUCCCCCUAACAGUCCAAGAGCUCAGGAAAUAACAAGGUGCAUCGGCGAGUACAUGGCCAAAGACUUAAGGCCGUUUUCUGUGGUGGACAACAGUGGAUUUCGGAGGAAUUUAUCAAAGAAGUAUCAACCCAAGAAGAACUCACGAGAGGAGGAUGAGAGCAAGUUCACCUUCUGUCGAGCCUUCCUCACAUCACUUAAUGAGCUCAAUGACUACGCGGGUCAACACGAGGUCAUAGCGGAGAACCUGACGUCUCAAAUCAUCGCCGAGCUGUCACGCUACCUGCAGGAGCUCAAAGCAGAGAGAAAAACCUCCUUCCAUGAUGGGCGCAAGGCACAGCAGCACAUCGAGAGCUCGUGGAAACAGCUGGAAUCGUGUAAAAGAAGGUUUGAGAGGGACUGUAAAGAGGCGGACCGAGCACAGCAAUACUUUGAGAAGAUGGAUGCUGACAUUAACGUGACUAAGGCUGACGUGGAAAAGCGAAGUUCCCACAAGAAACUUCAAGACAUGGAGGAGAAACGAAUUGACAGGGUAGCAGUGUGCAUGAAGACGUUUGCAGACGUGGACCGCCAAGUGCUGCCCAUCGUGGGGAAAUGUUUAGACGGCAUGACGAAAGCCGCCGAGUCCAUCGAGCCCAAGACUGACUCGCAGCAGGUGGUGGAGUCCUACAAGUCAGGGUUUGAGGCUCCGGGCGAUGUGGAGUUUGAGGACUACGGCCAGGCCAUGAAGAGGACGGUGUCUGAGACCAGCCUGUCCAACUCCAAAGAGGUCAAGGAGAGGACCGGGGGCAAGAGCAAGGGCAAACUGUGGCCUUUCAUUAAGAACAAGAACAAGCCCCCACCNNNCCCCCCAGCCUCAUCCCCGCCCUCACCCUCUGCUGUUCCCAACGACCCCCAGUCUCCCAAGCAGCAAAAGGAGCCCCUCUCCCACCGCCUCAACGACUUCAUGAACUCCAAACCUAAAAUGCACUGCCUCCGGAGCCUGAGGCGAGGGCUUUCUCUCAAGCUGGGUUCUGGACAAGAGGACUUCAGCCACCUGCCGCCAGAACAGAGGAGGAAGAAGCUGCAGGGAAAGAUCGACGACCUGAAUAAGGACAUCCAGAAAGAGAUGGACCAGAGGGACGCUCUCACUAAGAUGAAAGACGUGUAUGUGAAGAACCCUCAGAUGGGGGACCCGGCCAGCGUUGACCCCCGGCUGUCAGAAAUAGGCCAGAACAUCGAGAAGUUCCAGUUCGAGGCGCAGAAGUUUGAGGGCUGGUUAGCGGAGGUGGAGGAAAGGAUGCCAUCUAAGAGCGAUUCGAACCGUAGGAGUGGGCUCUAUGAGACCCAGAACAACUCCACUCAACUCCUGAGCAACAACUGUGCGCAGGACAGAGAGAGCCCGGAUGGCAGCUACACAGAGGAGCAGAACUCAGAGACGCAGGUCAAAGCCACCGUCAACCCCACCGUCAACCCCACCGUCAACCCCCCCGUCAACCCCUCCGCCAACCCCGCCCUCCCCACCUCCUCCACGCCGGAGUUCGACGACGAGUUUGAAGACGACGAGAGCCUGCCCACCAUUGGCACCUGCAAGGCCUUGUACCCGUUUGAAGGUCACAAUGAGGGCACCAUCGCCGUGGCAGAGGGCGAGCUGUUAUACGUUAUAGAAGAGGACAAAGGGGACGGAUGGACACGAGUGCGCAGGAACGAGGACGAGGAGGGAUACGUCCCCACGUCCUACGUCGAGGUCUUUUUGGAAACAAAUGCCAAAGAUUCCUAAAAGUGUGAGGCUGGAUGAGGAAUGGCAGGGCAAGCAGUCUGGGAGAAACCACCAUGUUCCUCGCGCGCUCACAGAGUCAGAGAGAGAAAGUGAAAGACGACCUCAAUCUAAAAAGAGAGGGACGCCCGAUUAGUACGCAUCUCAAUUUCCCAAAAACCUUUACGAAACAAACCCUGCUUCCUCUGCGAAGAGAAGCCACGAUAAGAGAAGUCCAUCUAAAUUUUAGAGCUCAUAACCCUUUCCACUGUUAACAGCCAUGCAGCAGUCACAACCACAGUAUUCAAUCUGCCUUUUUCAGCUUGCUUUAAUGUAACUAACUCGCUUGCACCACACGCGGUCAUCAACGUGGCUGUUUGCUUCCUCACUCUGAACACCCCC
Notothenia coriiceps (black rockcod) is the source of this 2250-nucleotide messenger RNA. RefSeq names its product formin-binding protein 1. The transcript is spliced from 17 exons. Gene Ontology annotation, biological process: signal transduction. Bases 1 to 1872 code for a protein of 623 amino acids. NCBI's taxonomy places the organism in Eukaryota, Metazoa, Chordata, Actinopteri, Perciformes, Nototheniidae. Gene Ontology annotation, molecular function: protein binding. The record is from RefSeq and is a predicted model, not a curated record.